Arctia plantaginis is the source of this 4257-nucleotide messenger RNA. The record is from the annotation of a GenBank genome assembly. NCBI's taxonomy places the organism in Eukaryota, Metazoa, Arthropoda, Insecta, Lepidoptera, Erebidae.
AUGAGUCACUUUGAAUUUGCUAUACCCCUGAAAAAAGAUGAAUUGUUGGAAUCUCAUGCAGGACAAUAUCAUGUGGAGGAUAUUGUGCAACCGCGCGUAUUACUUUCAAAACUACAAGAUGCUGCCCGCGCUUAUAAUUCUGAAGGCGUGGAAUAUAUCUUGGAACACUUUGAUACCUAUUUCUCCAUCAUAGUGCAUGGUAACAAAUUGGAAUGGAAUAUAAUUAAUAGAGGCUUUGAUCACAUAGUGAGAGGUGCUAAAAAUUUGUGCAAUCAUUUAGAACUAAUACUCCAAGAUCAUGAGAUUGAAACUGAUCUGCGAACGAAGAACCUAAACAUUUUAAAAAUGAUAAUGUAUUUGUUUACACAAAUAAUGAAAACAAAGGACACUAAAUUGGCUGCUGAUAAUUCAACUAAGCUCACACUCGGAAAAAAAGGUAAAAAAGCAACAGCUGAUGAUGAUGAAAUAUCUGGCUGGACCGAAUCUGAUAAGCAGGCUGCUUUGGUGACACUACAUUUGUUAUUGCAACAACCAUUGUCUAAACUGUGGGACCCACCUUUGGCAGAGGAUAAUUUUGUUUCAAUGGUAGCAGAGCCCUGUUACAAAGCACUUGAGGAACAAAUAAUAAAGAACAAAUCAGUAAGAGAAUCUGUGUUUCAAGUUAUUGGAGUUCUGAUUAAAAAAUAUAACCAUGGAACUUCAUGUCUUAUCAAAUUGGUGCAGGUUCUCCAAAUGGCAGAACAUGCAGUUUCCCCUAUAUGUGCAGGAGUAGUACAAUUAACCAAAGAUUUUGGAAUUGGAACAUUUGGGCCCCAAAUGGUGCGUGAAAUAGCAGAGGCAUUAGCUUCAAGUGAGGAGGAAAAUGCGGGCGCUGGCGCCGAACAGGGUGCAGCACGUAACUGCGGCGCUUUCCUAUUAGAACUUACUAAAGAACUGCCCAAGGAGAUGACAAGUGCUAUUGCUACCAUUCAACCAUAUCUUGAAAGUGAUGAGUCGUACACACUGCGCAUCAGCGUGUUAGGCAUGAUGUGCGAAGUUCUGAGUGUGGAGCUUCGCGGUGAGGAGCUGACGGAAGAGCAGCGCACACAGCGCGACGACUUUCUUGACGACCUGCACGAACAUAUGCACGACUUGUCAGCCUACGUACGUCAUAAGGUGCUUCAAUUCUGGUGUCGACUCCAACGAGAGAAUUGCGUGCCAGUGAGUAGACAGCGCACUGUAUUAGAACGGGCAAUCGGACGACUCAAGGACAAGGCAGCACUAGUACGGAAAGCAGCCAUACAACUACUCAAAAUAUUUUUAGAAUGUAACCCUUUUUCUGCGCAACUUAAAUUAGAAUUACUUGAAGAACAACUUCAGACUGAACAGAAAAUAUUGGAAGGUUUGCAGAAAAAGAUUAAUCCUGGCCCAGAUGCGGAUUUAGUUAAGAAAUGGGUAGAAAUUGAAAGUGAAGUAGUUAGUUCCAUCCAAAAUAGUAUAAACGUACUGACGCAAGACGAACCUGAGUUAUCACAAGCCUCCUUGGAUAACUUGUAUGAAUCAAUACGUAAACAUUUACGUCAGAAGAAUUAUUAUAAAGCUUAUUUGAUCGUAAAAUACACUGAAAGGCAGUAUCCGGACGCUAAGUUGCUGAGAUGCGAUAUGGAAAAAAGUGACCAGAUUAAUUACUUCGUAGCUCUACUCCGCAACAUAUUCAUUAUACCAGACAGAAGGCAAUCCAUAUCGCUUACACAACAAUGUGAGCAAGAGUUAGCGAUAUACAAACGAGUCGAAGAAAAAGAACACAUAGUCGCAUUUCUCCAAGAAUCUGUACAUUUUAGCCGAAUGGUAUCAGAAGCAGUACCCGUAGUGAAUGCGUUACUAAUGUCGAAGCAAGCUGGCGAUGUCAGCGAGGCAAUAGAUUUCUUUACAACCGCACACCACUUCAAUAUAGAGUCAGCUAAGACGGGUGUAGCUAAUAUGUUGAUGCUUGUUUGGUCGCCAGAUCAGGAAAAACGCGAAGCGGUUGAACGUGCCUAUAGGGAUAUGUACCUAGAGUGCGACAAUAAGGUCGAGCGAGCACGUGCAUUUGCUAUCGCCAAGAAGCUCGUUACUCUGAUGUUGCACAUCGACCGCGGCAGUGCUCUGGCGCUAGAACAUCUGGUGGAUAAGUGGGUGGAGAAAGGUGACAUUACACCUGCCAUCAUACAGGUGUUUUGGGAAAUGUUUUUGAAGAAAAUAGAUGGGACAACGGAUACUGACAGUUACGCGGCAUACUCGUUUCUUGUCAUGAUCUCUAAAGCGAAGCCCUCCGUAGCGCUCGCUAACCUUGACGUCAUACAAACACACGGUCUUACAGCUGACUACACUUCCAGAAAUCUGAGUGUUCAGCUACUACUGACUUUAUCUAAGAAGGGUCAAAGAUACCCAAGCGAUCACACAAUCAUAACCUCCAUAAUCGACAGUCUCAUGGAAACAUUUUCUAAGUUCGAUAAAUUUGCCGCCUUUGCCGCCAAUGCCAUAGACUUUAUAUACGCGAUCUGUGACACUCCUGAGAUAGUUACUGGGAAGCUUUUGGCCGAAAUGUACAAACGUGUGGAAGAAACGAUGGUCAAAGAUACGGAUAAUCAAGAUGAUGUCAGUCUGCCUACAGAAUUGCUAACGCGCUUUGUAUUUGUCUUAGGACACGUUGCCCUACAGCAACUGAUUUAUCUUGAUGUAAGCGUGUACAGCGAACUAAGGCGAAGGAAUCAGGUUCGCGAAGAACGGAAGGUCGAAGAGAAACGUAAGAAGAAAGCAGGCGCGUUCGCUACACCCGGUCGUCGGGGACGAGUGGACGAUCUGCGGCGACAAACUCUUAUGAACUUAAGCAAUUCGAGUGCUUCCUCGAGAGCUCAGCGAUCUGCUAGUGUCACUUCAAAUAAAGGAUCUUCGGUGAACACCACAAUGACGGAGGAGGAGACGGGCCUAGAAGGCGCGGUGGCGGACGACGCGGACGCGGAGUACGUGCGCAACGUGUGCGAGCGCGACAUCGUGCACGGCGCCGCGGCGCUGGCGCGCUACCUGCCGCUGCUGCGCUGGCUGCUCGCCAACCCCGCGCGCGCGCCGCCCGACCUGCAGGCCGCCGCCGCGCUCACCUUCACCAGAUUCAUGUUGGUGUCUAAUGCAGUUUGUGAAGAUGGAUUACAGCUGAUGGUGACUGUGCUAAAGAAAUCCAAGAACGUGUCGCUUAGGACUAACUUAACGAUCGCUUUUGCGGACCUUACUUUACGUUUUCCUAAUCUUACGCAACCCUGGACCCAACACAUAUAUCACAUAUUGAAUGAUGAAGAGCUGGAAGUCCGUCAAUGCGCUGUCAAAAUGCUAUCGUUUUUAGUUCUUCACGAAAUGGUCCGAGUGAAAGGUCAAAUCGCAGACAUGGCGCUGUGCUGUGCUGACAAGGACCCCAAGGUCGCUUCAAUGACACGGCUGUUCUUCAAACAAUUGUCACAGAAGGGCAACGCACUGUACAAUGUAAUGCCCGAUAUCAUAUCAAGGCUCAGUGACCCCGAACUCAAUGUACCUGAAGACAUAUACAGAAUUAUUAUGAAGUACAUAACAUCUCUCAUUCAAAAAGAUCGUCAAAUGGAAGCUCUCAUUGAAAAACUUUGCCAAAGAUUCAAUCUAUCUACAGAAGAGCGUCAGUGGCGUGACCUUGCGUAUUGUUUGUCCUUAUUCACGUACAAUGAGAAGUCUUUGCGAAAACUAAUGGAGAACAUGGAUUGUUAUAAAGACAAGUUACACUGCGCAGGAGUCAUGGAAUCAUUUACAACUUUGAUGAAAAAUACGUCAAAGAUGGCUAAAGCUGAAAUUAAGUCUCUCGUAAAUGAGUUGGGUGACAAAAUAGAAGAAUGUUUCGCGGUGCGCGAUAACGACGAACACAACACCGCAGACGAGGACAGCUCUAGUGAGGCGCGAAAAGGCCGCCCCGACACCGGCGCGGCCCGGCCCGCCCCUGGCGCCGCCCGCCCUGCCGCCGCCACCCCCCGCCGUCGUCCUGCGCCGCGGAGGAACAAGCGCCGCUCUUCCUCUAGUCCUGAUGAGAACGAGCCGCCGAACGACGGUGAUAACUCGCCACCAACUACUGUAAGAAAGUCUUCUCGAAAAGCCCCGACCAGAACUAACAAGGCUGUAGUAAACUAUUCCGAUGACUCAGAUGAGGAGUUUCAGAAAAAAGAUGAAGAUGCAGUUUUCAAGAAACCAGCUACUGCUAAAAAGUCAACGAGAAGAAGAAAAUAA